Molecule: messenger RNA, 2091 nt
Organism: Drechmeria coniospora
Lineage: Eukaryota; Fungi; Ascomycota; Sordariomycetes; Hypocreales; Ophiocordycipitaceae
Product: transcriptional regulator Ngg1
Exons: 1
Coding region: 1-2091 (696 amino acids)
Biological process (GO): regulation of transcription by RNA polymerase II
Cellular component (GO): SAGA complex
Molecular function (GO): transcription coactivator activity
Source: RefSeq, a predicted model, not a curated record
AUGGCACCCCCCUCAUCCAGCCAGACGGGCACUGGCAAGAAGAACGCCGCCAUGCCCAAGCCGAGCCGCAACUCCACGCCGGCCCCGGCCCCGGCGCAGUCGCAGUCAAGCUUGCCGCCGCAAGAGUUCUAUGACCCAGAUUACCUCAACACUAGGGUCAUUCUAUUCCAGAACCUCACCUACGAGGAUCUAGUCGAUCAAGGCGCGUCAAACGCUACCGUCCCCGACUCCAGGAGUGUCGAUGCCAUGCUGGAGAAGCUCAAGAGCCUCACCAGCAUCAUGGAGAAGCGGUCGACGUUCUACGACCGCGGCAUGCGUCACCUGGCCGAUGAGCGCAAGAGACGGCCCGACGACGAUCAGAUGCGGCCAGAAGGCGAGACGGGGGGGAAGAAGCUGAAGCACAAGAGGAAGAAGGGGUCCGAGGCGCAGGUUUCGGCCGAGGCGAGUCAUCAUAGUACGUCACUCUCGGCGCUGCUGCCCCAGUUGUCCUCUGCCCUGCUUGACCGUUUUCGAGGCGAGGGCGCCGCUGCAAGGCACGACGUGCCUUUUGCCGGAUGGUGCGUUCAGUCCGAUGCUAACAAGGCCCGCUGCAUAGCAUCGUCUCCCCUUCGGGAGGCGAAGCGCAAGCACUCACGUGACGGCUCCGCCAGCUCAUCAUUGUCGCCCAUCGCAGCGGCGUCCCCUUCGGCGAUGGAUGUUGACAAGAAGGCCAAGGUCGAAAGUAAAGAAGAGGAGGAGGAAGGGUCGUCAAGUUCCGAGGACGAAGGCGCGCCGCCGAGACGCGAGAUGCCGCAGUCGCAGACCUUUGGCGAGGACCCGUCCACCUUUCCGGACCCUACCGUCUACGAGAUUAAAGAAAUUCAGGCCGACAUGUCGGACGAGGAGAAGAAGAGGAUAUACUCGGUGGCGGUGUACCCCAAGAGCGACCUCGCCGACAUGAUCGCGGGCGACCCGCCGGACAAGGAUUUCAGCACGGCGAAGCCGAGCAGCCAAAUCAACUUUUCGACCUUUUCCUCCUACAUCGAUCCGUACUUUCGAAUGUUCUCGGAGGAGGACCUCGCUUUCCUGCGAGAACGGGGCGACCGGGUGACACCGUUCAUCAUGCCGAAACGCGGCAAGCGGCACUACACCGAGGUGUGGGCCGAGGAGGACGGCGUGACGGCGGCGGAAAUGCCGCAGCAAGGACGAGAUAAACUGCCGCCGAAUCAGCCGCGGGGCACCAUCGAAUCCAUGACGGACAGCGUGGGCGAGACGGACGGCCUGUCCAUCAGCCCGCUGGCAUCGCGCCUGCUGCAGAUGCUUCGGCCGGGGAAUCGCUUGCAGAUGUCGGACGAGAAAACAAGCGCCAACGGCAUCGCGGGCGGCGACGUCGUCAUGAACGGCGGCGACGGCCACGGCGACGAGCAGCCGCAGGCACCCAGCGCCGCCGGCGACGAGAGGACGAAGGAGCAGCCGCCGGCGACGUUCAUGACGGAGUCGUCGACGGAGGCCUGGAAGAAGGCAACGCACCCGAAGCUCGACUACGGACAGGUGGACGAGCGGUUGAAGCAGGAGCUCCGCCACAUCGGCUUUCUCCCUCUCGAAGGAUUCGAAGGAGACUACGACGGCCACUUCGACGACGAGGUCGCCGGCCGCCUGCGCUAUCUCCAGAAGCAGCUGCGGGAGCAGAUGCUGGUCAACGGAGCGCGCAAGUCGAGGCUGACGGAUCUGGUUCGCGAGCGCAUGGCCCACCAGGAGUACCAGACCAUCCUCGAGGACCUCGACUCGCAGGUGCAGGCGGCGUACCUCAAGCGGACGCGGACCAUGGGCAAGAGCAAGAAGGCGAAGCGGCCCGGCGGCGCGGGAGGAGGCAGCCACUUUGUCGGCAACGGAUCCGGCACGGCUCGACCGGGCAUCGGCGAUCUCACCAAGACGCUCAUGGAGCGGAGGCGGCGGUGGAUCGACACCAUCGGAUCCGUCUUCGACGACGAGAGCCUCAACAGGGUGCCGAGGGUGUCGGAGCCGGACAGCUCCAUCUUCAAGAAGGCAGACAUGGCGGAGCUGAUGACCAAGGAGAAGGAACAGUGGGACGAGGAGGUGGAGGAGGAGUGA